GGAAAUGGCGGUGCUGCGAAUGCUGCGAAAGCCUUACUUGUGAGCCGAAUGAACAGGUGAAAGAUGCAUCCCAGUUGAAGAUGUCUUUCUGGCCUCAUCUCUAUAAAGGCUCCUUAUUUUGGAACAUCAUGUAUGCUAAGGGAUUAGAUUCUAAGUUUGGAAAAGGACCUGGAAAAGAUCUCACCAUCAAUGUCAAUGUCUGCUCCCAAAUUCCCUGCAGCUCUACAGUGUGCGUGCACCAGCUGCCUACAGGCCAACUACACAUGUGAAACAGAUGGGGCCUGCAUGGUUUCCAUUUUCAACCUGGAUGGGAUGGAGCAUCAUGUGCGCACCUGCAUCCCCAAAGUGGAACUGGUCCCCGCCGGGAAGCCCUUCUACUGCCUGAGCUCGGAGGAUCUGCGCAACACACACUGCUGCUAUACUGACUUCUGCAACAAGAUCGACCUGAGGGUGCCCAGUGGUCACCUCAAGGAGCCUGAGCACUCUUCCAUGUGGGGCCCUGUGGAGCUGGUAGGCAUUAUUGCCGGCCCAGUGUUCCUUCUAUUUCUCAUCAUCAUCAUUGUUUUCCUUGUCAUUAACUAUCAUCAGCGUGUCUAUCACAACCGCCAGAGACUGGAUAUGGAGGAUCCCUCAUGUGAGAUGUGUCUCUCCAAAGACAAGACGCUCCAGGAUCUUGUCUACGAUCUCUCCACUUCAGGGUCUGGCUCAGGGUUACCCCUCUUUGUCCAGCGCACAGUGGCCCGAACCAUCGUUUUACAGGAGAUUAUUGGCAAAGGUCGUUUUGGGGAAGUAUGGCGUGGGCGCUGGAGGGGUGGUGACGUAGCUGUGAAAAUUUUCUCAUCUCGUGAAGAACGGUCUUGGUUCCGGGAAGCAGAGAUAUACCAGACGGUCAUGUUGCGCCACGAAAACAUUCUUGGAUUUAUUGCUGCUGACAAUAAAGAUAAUGGCACCUGGACACAGCUGUGGCUUGUCUCGGACUAUCAUGAGCAUGGCUCCUUGUUUGAUUAUCUUAACCGAUACACAGUGACAAUUGAGGGGAUGAUCAAGCUGGCCUUAUCCGCUGCUAGUGGGCUGGCACACCUGCACAUGGAGAUUGUGGGCACACAAGGGAAGCCUGGAAUUGCUCACCGAGACUUAAAGUCAAAGAAUAUCUUGGUAAAGAAAAAUGGCAUGUGUGCCAUCGCAGAUCUGGGCCUGGCUGUCCGUCAUGAUGCAGUAACUGACACCAUCGACAUUGCCCCAAACCAGAGGGUGGGGACCAAACGAUACAUGGCCCCUGAAGUACUUGAUGAAACCAUUAACAUGAAACAUUUUGACUCCUUUAAAUGUGCUGAUAUCUAUGCCCUCGGGCUGGUAUAUUGGGAGAUUGCUCGAAGAUGCAAUUCUGGAGGAGUCCAUGAAGAGUAUCAGCUGCCAUAUUAUGAUUUAGUGCCCUCUGACCCUUCCAUUGAAGAAAUGCGAAAGGUCGUAUGUGACCAGAAGCUACGUCCCAACAUCCCCAACUGGUGGCAGAGUUAUGAGGCGUUACGGGUGAUGGGGAAGAUGAUGCGGGAGUGUUGGUAUGCCAAUGGUGCAGCCCGCCUGACUGCUCUGCGCAUCAAGAAGACCCUCUCACAGCUCAGUGUGCAGGAAGAUGUGAAGAUCUAACCCUGCUCCCUCUCCCCUACGUGCACCUCUGGGCAGCGAGAACUACAUACAGCUGCCAUGUUGAGCGUAUGAUGGAGGCCUACCUCUCGUUUCUGCCCAGCCCUCUGGCCAGAAGCCCUGGCCUGAAAGAGGGAUAGAGCCCGGGAGACUCGCUCACUCCCAUGUUGGGUUUGAGACACAGACACCUUUUCUAUUUACCUCCUAAAGGCAUGGAGACUCUGGGAGCGAAUUGUGUGGAGAACUCAAUGCCACAGCUCAACCUGGUUGUAGUGAGAAGUCCUGCAAAGCCUGUGCAUCUGGCAUAUAGCCAGGAGUGCUGAAGGGGUGGCCUGGGCGGGGCCAGGAGGAGCUGAGCUGUUGCUAAUGCUGAGAUGUGCUGAGGGUUUCCUCCAGGGACCAGCCCACAGCACACCAAGGUGACCCGGAGGAACUGGAAGUACAGCCCCUUUCACAGGCAGCUCUGAGCCAUGUGCUCCCUCCUCCCUUGUACUGACACCGGAGGGACUGCCAGUGGAGACUUAAUCUGCCGCCUGUCUGUCAGCGUGUGUGCAUGGCCGAGGUGCGUCCCCAUUGUGCCUGGUUCGUGCCACGCCCUUUCAUGUGUGUGUAUGUGUGUGUCUGUAGGUGCGCACUCACCUGCUUGAGCUUUCCCUGCAUGUGCAGGUCGGGGGUGUGGUUGUCAUGCUGUCUGUGCGUGCUGGUGCCUCUGCUGAACAGUGAGAGCAUCUAGUUUCCCUGGUGCCCUUCCCCGGAGGUCUUCCCUCCCCCCCAGCCCCUUAUCCUCAGUGGUACUCGGUGUCCAGCAGGCUGCUCUGCUCACCCAGUGUCAACACAGCUCUCCUCCUCCAUUUCAGACUGUGGAACCAAAGCUGGCCCAGUUGUCCAUGGCAGAAGAGGCUUUUGGGUCAAAAUGUGAGGGAGGGGCAAGGGUGGGCAGGGAAGGAAUCUUGGCAAAAGUGUUGGAAGUCUUGGUUGUGGUCAGUGUCAGCCACAGGAAUGAUCCAGCCCACGGACAUCAUGCUAAGCACCAUUGAGGAAGGGCCAGGAAUGUGAAGCUAGAUCUUGGGACUCAGAUUGGAAUGUCACAUCUGUCUUUCACAUCCCAGAUUCUGGAAACAACAUUGUAUAUUUUUGGUGGUGGUGGGUUUGGGGUGGGGAAGGGAAGGGCAAGGGAAGAGUAGGGAGGGGUCUGGGGUGGGUGGGGCAUCUGCAUGGGUCCUCUUUUACUGGAUUACCUGAUCUGGGUGGAGGGAAGAAAAGAGAUUCACAUCUACUUCAGGGGCCCUACUAAAGGAGCAGCCUGCGCAGAGUAUGUCACUUAACUGAGUGUCAUUCUUAAUGAAGUCUAGAAGCAUGGCUGUGGGUGGUGAUUUGGUCAGCAUAUCUUAGGAAUAUAAUAACUUUGAAGCCAUAACUUUUAACUGGAGUGGUUUGAUUUCUUUUUUUAAUUUUAUUGGGAGGGUUUGGAUUUUAACUUUUUUUUUUUAAUAUUGUUAAGUUUUUGUAAAAGGAAAACCAUCUCUGUGUGAUUACCUCUCAAUCUAUUUGUUUUUAAAGAAAUCCCUAAAAAGAAAAAAAAAACCAAAAAUCCUCUAAUGGAACGCACAUAGCUCAGUCACACUGGAAAUGUUUGUCCUUGCUCCUGAGCCAGUCCCCACUCAGUAGUGAGGUUUCCUCUUUGCCCUGGGGGCUCAGUCUCUCAGGCUUGCCCUCUCAGCCUCCACCCCCAUUUUGGGAGCGGCUUUUGCUUCAGGACCCUAGCCUUUUGUACAUUGUCCAGCUGGUUGCACCCUCUCCAGGCAUUUAUUCAACAGAUGUGUACUGAGAGCCUGCUGGGUACCAGGCACUGUGCCAGGCGCUGGGAAUACAUCUGUAAACAAGAUAGGCUUGGGUCCUACUCCCAGACCACUGAAGAAGGAGCUGAUUCAAGUAAGUGGGUGCCUGUUUUGAGACCAGAAGGUUUCAUAAUUGGUUCUGAGACCCUUUUGAGCCUGAAUCUAUUGUUCUUAUAGAAGACCACUGAAGAAAGAGGAACCCUGCCAUCCACUGCAAAGAGACUGGUGGUGGACAACAAGGCCUGGGGUUAGAGCCCCAGGUGCGACCCAAAUCACUGCAUUCAUUCUGAGGCCCCUUCCUGCCCCCCCGCCCCCGGGAGGGGCAUUCUGUGUGCAGCCUUAGAGCAUCUCUGCCUCCAGCCCAGCAGGUCCCUGCCAAAGCCCUCUCCUGCCCUCAGUCUCCCCAGUGCUCCUGCCUCUUCUAUUUAUUUGCCUGAUGUAUUGCUUCUUUCCUUGCAUUAAAGGAGAUCUUCCUCUAACCCUUUGGGCCAAUUUACUGGCCACUGACUAAUUUCCCUUCAAUACCACUUGUGUCAUUAGGGGGCCCUUCUUUCCCUUGCUGACCUCCCACCUGUCCACCCUGCAGCAGAGCCCUGGCAGGUUAUAGGUGAUGGUGGAACUUAGACUCCUCUACCUGGAGUCUAAACUAGCCUCUGAUGUCUGCCAACAAAUAUCCACCCAGCCACUCCUCAGAUGGCCCUUCUGCCCUCACCAUACAGGUAGUCCAACUCCUCCACCUUUGGGAAGAUGGAGCAGGUUUGGGGGAGGCUCCUGUACCUACCUUUGCCACUCUUAACACCAAGCAAGAGCUGGGGAGAAACUCAAGCCGUGUUUUGGCCCCCCGAGGCUAACCCUGAUCCAUAGGACUACCUGCACCUCUGGAUCCUGGGUUCACAGACCAAGUCCAAGCCCGUUCUUAUGUCGCCACUAAGGCCCCCGAACGGCAAUCUCGGUACUUCUGUUUGUUUUUGUACAUUUUAUUAGAAAGGACUGUAAAAUAGCCACUUAGACACUUUACCUCUUCAGUAUGCAAAUGUAAAUAUAUUGUAAUAUAGGAAAUCUUUUGUUUUAAUAUAAGAAUGAGCCUGUCCAAUUUCUGCUGUACAUUAUUAAAAGUUUUAUUCACAGA
This is a messenger RNA of Otolemur garnettii (small-eared galago), 4611 nucleotides long. RefSeq names its product activin A receptor type 1B (gene ACVR1B). Gene Ontology annotation, biological process: nervous system development; protein phosphorylation; activin receptor signaling pathway. The record is from RefSeq and is a predicted model, not a curated record. The transcript is spliced from 8 exons. Gene Ontology annotation, molecular function: ATP binding; activin binding; activin receptor activity, type I. Bases 190 to 1647 code for a protein of 485 amino acids. NCBI's taxonomy places the organism in Eukaryota, Metazoa, Chordata, Mammalia, Primates, Galagidae. Gene Ontology annotation, cellular component: activin receptor complex; plasma membrane.